GUGCCCCCGCCGUGGGCGACGCCGCGUCCGCACUGUUCCUACAUCGCUUCGCGCGGCCGCUGGCAGCGUCUGGUAACCGGCAGCCUUGCCCGGUAAGGGCCGCCGCCACAGCUGUCGAGCCGCCGCCCUCCUGCGGCCCAGCCUCCUCGGAACAACGGCCCGUAGGGGUUUGAUACCAUUUUCUGGUUUGCCUGGCUUAUUAUUACUUUCCGUGUGAGAUAGGAUCUAGCCUGUGAAAUAGGAUCCAUACAUACGUGUCCUAGAAAAGUUCAUGGAAAAAUACGUGUUAUGAAAAAACUAGGCAUGGAUUUCAAAUUUUUUUACACCAAAAUUAACUUUCAUUUGUGCUGUAUUUCCAUUUUCCAUUGAAUUCUUUGAAGUGCCAUGUUAAAACUUAACCGUCUUAAAUUAGGACUUAAGUGACUUGCUCAGGGUCACCUGGUUAGCCAGAGGCAGCUGCUGAACUGGAAUGUAGGUCUCCUGUUGUCAUAUCUGCUUUCUCUGCUACAGUGUGCUUCCCUGGUUGAUGGGAACCUCGUUCUCAUCUUGCAUUCCUACCAUGUCUACUUACCUGGCACCUGGAGUGAAUUAAAAAGGCAGUUUUUGUUUCUUCCCAUGAGAUUAUAUGCAUGGAAUAAGAACUGUGAAAUUAAAGUAGAACAUUUCUAAGGACUUGGGCAGCACCAGGAGCAUCUGAAAAGAAAUACUGGAUGGCACAGAGCUUUGGAAGAGUUUGCCAACAAAAGAAUUUAUGAGAAACAGUUCAUCAGAAGUACCAUUAGAGGACCCUUUUAAAUUUCUUUAGGCAGUGAAAAGUUGAGUCUUUGUUCAAAUAUACACAGAAGAAAAAAUCAAAUAGUCUCAAAUAUGAAAACUAUGUUUCUUAACAUCCUGAGGUAAAUUUAGGAAAACAAAUGAAAGGAUAAAGCUUUAAAAUGUUUUAACUAUGGUAAAAUAUUUGUAAAACUUUUGGGCUUAUCUUAAAAGUUUCCAUGGUUCUAAAACAAUAAUAUCCCAAAUAUGAAACAGUAUCAGUAAAAAAAAUAAAUAAAUAACACUUGAGAAUACAUCAGAUAGAUGUACCCAAAGAAGAAGAACUGAGGCUGGAAAAUUACCACUAACAAAUAAUUUACUUACUUAUUAAAAGGUUACCUUGGCAAACAUAAGAGACACUCAAUGCUCAGUCUGAGAAUGAUACGCUAAAUGCAAUAAAAGCUGGAUUUUAUUCAUAUAUGCAACAACUACUGUCUUCUUCCCUUGAAGAUUCUAUACAACUGUUCUUAAAUUCUAGCUCUCCAGACAUCCACCACUAGGAUUUUUAUAGCUUGAAGUCUUUAUUCAGGUAAAUGAACUACUGCUCAGUGAACAUUAUGCACAGAGCGAUAUGAGCACUCUUCUUUGCUUGCAGUGAGGUAACAUUGGGUCGUUUUGGAAGGGAGAAACCACGCUGCAUUUCUGCUACACAAGAUUACUCUGUCAUUGCCUUUGAGUCUUUCAUAUUCCCUUCUCAAGCAUGACUUUUUAUUGAGAUUUAUCCCACCAGGGUCUGUGUGGGCUCAUCUUGCUCAAUGCCUCCUUUCUUUUUGUCCCUUCUCCUAUGUUGAUUUAGGGGAAGUGUGCAGCUAUUCAUUAUCCUUGACUGAGGCCACUAUUUCUAUCAAGAGAGAAGAGGGCUGGUCCUGAAAACUGAUCACCCAUGUCUUACAAGAGCAGCAGCCAGCCAGGAUUUUGGCAGUGGCAGCUUUCUGAACAUAUGAGACCUUUACCUCAAGACCAGCUCUUCAAUCAUGAGCCCUUUUCCCCUCACUCCCUUACUUUCCAGUACAAACAGGUGCCUGUGCCUUCUGGAGCUUUGAGAUAGUCUCUUCCCACCCCCACCUCAAAUCAGUAAAGCUUUUCUACUGCUAGUUGUUUGAAAUCAAAUUCAGUAUGAAUAAGAGAGGAAAAUACACAACACUGAACUUGGAGGAGAAAAUGAAGGUUCUAAGUAGAAUUGAAGCGGGACGAUCUCUUAAAAGUGUAAUGGAUGAAUUUGGAAUCAGUAAGUCAACAUUUUAUGACAUUAAGAAGAAUAAGAAACUGAUUUUGGACUUUGUACUGAAGCAGGACAUGCCAUUAGUGGGGGCUGAGAAGAGAAAAAGGACAACGGGUGCCAAAUACGUUGAUGUAGAUGAUGCAGUCUACAUGUGGUACCAACAGAAAUGCUUAGCUGGUGUCCCUGUUAGAGGUGUGGAACUUCAGGCUGCUGCAGAGAGAUUCGCACAGUGUUUUGGGCGAACAGACUUCAAAGCUAGCACUGGUUGGCUAUUUAGGUUUAGAAAUAGGCAUGCAAUAGGGAACCGAAAAGUAUGUGGGGAACAAGUUCUAAGUUCAGCUUCAGAAAAUAUUGAACCAUUUCGACAAAAAUUAUCUAGGAUCAUCAAAGAAGAGAAACUGGAUCUAGCUCAACUCUACAGUGGGGAUGAAACUGACCUCUUUUGGAAGUCAAUGCCAGAAAAUACUCAAGCAAACAGAAAAGAUAUCUGCCUGCCAGGGAGGAAAAGAAAUAAAGAACGGUUAUCUGCCCUCUUAUGUGCAAAUGCAGAUGGAACUCACAAAUUAAAAUCAAUCAUUAUCGGAAAAUCAAAGCUGCCCAAAAGUGUAAAAGAGGGUACAAGUUCAUUACCUGUGAUAUAUAAACCUAGUAAAGAUGUCUGUUUCACCAGAGAAUUGUUUUCAGAAUGGUUCUUUGAAAACUUUGUUCCUGAAGUCCGGCACUUUCAACUUAAUGUUCUAAGAUUUCAUGAAGAGGACAUCAGGGCAUUGUUAAUUCUGGGUAGUUCCUCAACUCACCCUUCUUCUGAAUCACUAAUGAGUGAGGAUGGCCGAAUAAAAUGCAUAUUCUUUCCCCAUGACACUUCAACUUUGAUUCAACCAAUGAAUCAAGGUGUAGUCUUGAGUUGCAAACGACUUUAUAGAUGGAAACAACUUGAAGAGAGUCUUGUAAUUUUUGAAGAAAGUGAUGAUGAACAAGAUAAAGGAGAAAAAGGAGUUUCCAAGAUUAAAAUCUACAAUAUAAAAAGUGCAAUUUUUAACUGGGCAAAAAGUUGGGAUGAAGUAAAACAAAUAACCAUAGCAAAUGCAUGGGAAAAUCUUCUUUACAAAAAGGAACCUGAAUAUGAUCUUCAAGGCUUAGAAGAUGGGGAUUAUAGGGAAAUUCUUGAAAAAUGUGGAGAGUUAGAAACCAAACUGGAUGAUGAUAGGGUGUGGCAAAAUGGAGAUGAAAAAGAAAAGGAAUAUCCCCCCAAAACAAAAGGUGGGAUUACAAGGGGAAUUGUUCAAAAAGGAGGAGGAACUGAAAAGCAGGCUACUGAAUUUAAGUUAUCUGCUGUAAGAGAGAGUUUGGACUACCUUCUUGACUUUGUUGGUGCCACACCUGAAUUUCAAAGGUUCCAUUUCACACUGAAAGAAAUGCAGCAAGAAGUAGUCGAAAAACAAUUCCAGAGUAGAAUCCAUUCUAGAAUGGGUAACUUUUUGAAACCAAGGCCUUAUAAUAUUAAGGAUUCCUUCAGUAUGCCUUCAACUUCUGGUUUUACUAAUUAGAUUGUGUUUAAAGAUUUCUGCAGUUAUAAUAUGUGAUGUAGGACUGUUGUGAACUGUUGUUUUUACCAAAUGGUAAUAUUUUAUCAAUGCUCAUUUAUAUAUUGUUUAAAAAUACACAAUUUUUUUUUUUUUGGAGAGGUUUUUGCUAUAGGGUGUGUGCGCUCGCCAGA
Tupaia belangeri chinensis (Chinese tree shrew) is the source of this 3752-nucleotide messenger RNA. RefSeq names its product tigger transposable element derived 7 (gene TIGD7). Bases 1930 to 3582 code for a protein of 550 amino acids. The record is from RefSeq and is a predicted model, not a curated record. Lineage: Eukaryota; Metazoa; Chordata; Mammalia; Scandentia; Tupaiidae. Gene Ontology annotation, cellular component: nucleus. The transcript is spliced from 2 exons. Gene Ontology annotation, molecular function: DNA binding.